AUGUCAUCAAACACGAUCUCUCUCAAAACCUCAGACGGCGCCAUUUCCGAAGCCUCGCCAACUCUCACCAAGAACAUGAAAACUGUUCAAACCAUCAUCGGUGAAGCCGAUGCUGACGUUUCCAUCAUUCCUCUCCUCAACGUUUCCUCCAGCCACAUCAACAAGAUCAUUGAAUACCAAACUCUCUCAGACGAUGGCAAAGAGAAAGAAUUUUCCGUCGAGGAACUGAAUAACGAUGAGGUGAAGGAGUUUCUUCUUGCAGUGCAUUACUUGAAUAUGGAGAGUCUUUUUGAGCUUCUGACUGGGGUUGUUGCUGAUCGGAUUAAGAACAAGAACGUUGGUUAUGUGAGAGAGUAUUUCGGUGUUGAGAAUGAUUUUACGCCCAAGGAAGAGGCUGAAGUUCGUCAAAGGAAUAGUUGGACUUUUAAAGGCGACGAAGUCGAACCUGAUGAAUGA
Molecule: messenger RNA, 456 nt
Organism: Medicago truncatula (barrel medic)
Lineage: Eukaryota; Viridiplantae; Streptophyta; Magnoliopsida; Fabales; Fabaceae
Product: SKP1-like protein 14
Exons: 1
Coding region: 1-456 (151 amino acids)
Biological process (GO): ubiquitin-dependent protein catabolic process
Source: RefSeq, a predicted model, not a curated record